Messenger RNA from Leishmania mexicana MHOM/GT/2001/U1103, 1983 nucleotides. RefSeq names its product putative dihydrouridine synthase (Dus). NCBI's taxonomy places the organism in Eukaryota, Euglenozoa, Kinetoplastea, Trypanosomatida, Trypanosomatidae. The coding region runs from base 1 to 1983 and encodes 660 amino acids. Gene Ontology annotation, biological process: tRNA processing. Gene Ontology annotation, molecular function: tRNA dihydrouridine synthase activity; flavin adenine dinucleotide binding. The transcript has a single exon. The record is from RefSeq and is a predicted model, not a curated record.
AUGGCCUAUAACCCCAAAAAGCUGGAAGCUUAUCGGCAGCUCAUUGCAGAGGGUAAACCCUUCCGCAGCAUCACGUGUCCAUACUGCAAUGGACGCCGUGACGCCACUGUGAAGCAUGUCCACCCCAGCACGAAGCCAUCCAGUGCGUGGGGUUUUUGGAAUGAUGUGCUGGUGCGCAAGUACGCUGCGGUGCAGUCACCGGCGGCUCGCGCAAACAUGGAAGCCACCGUUACGGGCUCCUCGGCGGUUAGAGGAGCUCCGCUGCGUGUCGCCGAAGAAGUGACGGACAACGAGGCAGCGGCAGAGGCACUGCAUCUCAACGCCACCAGCGGCCCUCGCAUGUUCAUUGUCGGUCCGAUGGUCGACCAGAGCGAGCUUCCGUUCCGCAUGCUGUGCCGUCAGUACGGUGCCACCGUGGCCUACACGCCGAUGCUGCAUGCAAAGAGCUUUGCAGAUGGCGCCGCGUACCGAUCACACUUUCUGUCUGUGUGUCUGCCGGACGAAGUUAAAGCAGCCAUGGAGGCGGCGCUCGCGAGCCCCUCCGUUGCAGCUGGCGAACACGGUGGCGGCGGUAGUAUGAGGGCAGGUGUAGGGGCUGAUAGCGAGGAUGCCGUGGCCGACACCGUGCUUGUGGACCGGCCGUGCAUCGUGCAGUUCUGCGGGAACGACGCGGACACCGUCCUGAGGGCUGCCCGGUUUGCCGUCCUCGGCGAGCAGGCAGCGGCAACCGAGCAGACAGGCGACAACGGCGGUGCGUCUGCGGCUCCUGUGUACCCGGUGCACGUACGCGUCAAUGGUCUGUCGUCUUCCGAGAAAGCGCCGGCGCACCUUCUGUAUCAGUGCGAUGCCGUCGAUCUCAACCUUGGGUGUCCGCAGGGCAUUGCCCGCCGUGGCCACUACGGCUCCUUCCUCAUGGAGGACUGGGAGCUGAUUCACACCAUCGUGCACACACUCCACGUGGAAUUGGAGGUGCCGGUGACAGUGAAAAUACGCGUGUUUGACCACCCUGGGCACGUGGAGGCUGCCGGUGACAACCGCGAGUGCGCCACCGAUUGCAGCUCCGCCGGGUGUGAAGAGAAUGGCGCUGCCUGUGCGACUGCGGACACUUCACGGGAGCCGCUGAAGGCGGUAUUCGAUGAGGCUCUCACAAUCCUCUACGCCCGCAUGAUUCGCGACGCGGGAGCACAAAUGCUCUGCAUUCAUGGCCGCACACGCGAGAUGAAGGGGCAGCAGACUGGGUUGGCGAACAUGGCGCUCAUCCGCCGUGUGCGCGAUGCGCUGGGCGGCACCAUUCCCGUCAUCUCGAACGGCAACGUGCGCACCUACGACGAUGUGAUUGCCCACCUGCAGGAGACGCGGUGCGAGGGCCAUAUGUGCGCUGAGCCGCUGCUGUGGGACCCGAAGCUAUUCAGUAAUCCCUCCCAGCCUGUCAUGCCGGGACGUACCCACGGUGCCGACAAGGCGACGCGACUCUCAGCGCUGCACACGGCGCUUGUAUACAUGCAGUGGGUGCGCUACUACCCGGUCGACAUCGGCUUCGUAAAGGCGCACCUCUUCAAGAUGUGCUUUCAUAGCUACGAGCUUCACACGAGUUUUCGUGAGGAGCUGGGUCAGCUCAAGACCAGCGCUGCGAAGAUCAAAGCGGAGAAAGGGAACAGCAUUGAGGUGAUGGACAUGAUGCGAUUGGGUGCAGCACCGGGAGCCGAUGAUUCGUCUGCACCUAGUGGUGCUGUGCACGAGGAAGGGGACGAUGAGGAGAGCGCCGCUGUCGCUACGGCUUCCGCAGCGGCGUCUGUGCCUGCCUCUGCCUUUAAGCAGUGCGUUGACGCGAUUGAAGCGCACCUGCUGGCCCUCAUGGAAGCGGAGCGCCGAUGCUCAGUGGAUGGAGAGCAGCCCAAGUCUGCGCAGGCGGAGAAGGCGAAGGCGAAGCAGGAAAUCGUCGAUGUGUGGGAGGAAGGGGGUGAUCUGGGCAUCGACUUCUGA